AGAGAAUUCAAUAUGGCGGCGGUCACGGCUCGAUCUGCAAAGAAGCGUGUUUCGUACCAUGACUUACACAAUUUGAGCACCGCAGAUCUUCUAUUUGAUGAAAAGAAAAAUAAAAGAAGAUCUGCAAGUAAAUAUUUGGGAUUUUUCGAGGCAGAUCGAUGACUUGAUGUCAGAAUUUUUAUUUUCUUUUAUUAGAUUUUCGCGCCAAGACUACUGAAUUUGAAUUUGCAUUUAAUACCUGGCAUAUUUUUAUUCCGAAAAGGACCUGAGAACUAAUUUAUUUCCCAGCAAGAACAUAAACAAAUAUGGCCGAUGAUUCGAAGAUCAGCGUUGCUCGUGUUUAACCAUUUCAGUCAUAUUUUUCAACAUGGCGUCUCGUCACUUAUUCAACAUGGAAAAUAAGGGAUAUUCUGGCGCGUUGGGAAGGUUUUUGAUGGAAGUAAAUGACAAUUUUACAGGAUAUUUUGACGCUUCGAACUCAGUAGCAGUCAAUUCGAUCGAGAGCAGUUUAUUUCAUUGCUGCACUUUCCUGUAAUAGGCGAGUGUUUGGGAUGGAGAACGACGGAUUUUGAAGAACUGUAUGGCGACUUAGGUCAAUGAACAAUGACAAAAGAACUGGCUCGGGAAGUAAGUUGUUUUUAUUUAUCGAGUGACUGUGAGGUUUGAUGAAUAGCAGAAUCAAUACUGAAUAUGACUCGAUCGAGAGCAGACGGGACCAUGAGCUCCUGAUUGUUAUAUUUUAGAAAUUUUACAAAUUUCCAUACAGUUUCCUAUAUUAUUUGGACGGCAUUAUGGACGAAAUGCGCAAGCGCGCCCGUCAUCUUGUCCAAUAUUUCUGCCAAUGUUUUUGAAGUCUUCUUGGCUCUAACAUGCCCAAAGUUUGGUGGUUUUAAUUUUUUAUUUAUUUAUUUAUUUAUUUUUUUAUACAAUCCCAUUUUGAAUUGGUUCCAAUGAAUUGUCUUAUUCAUUUAUAAAAGAUGAAUUACGAAUGAGACGCAAAAAUCUUGGGUUUACUUGAAUUCUGAAGUGAAGCUAUUAGUCAAGCAAAAUGACAGUUAUUUAUUUUUAAAAGUUAAGACGCGGAAUACAAUAUCGAUUGUCACGCAUCCUGAACAUAACCCGUGUUAUGGAGAGGUUAUGUGAACAUAACCUCUCCACACCAUAUGUUUAUGGGGGCUGAAAUGAAUUACUUUCUGUUAAUCAAUUUUAACAGCAAUUUAGUUCAGCAAAUAAACAACUUUAGUUAUAAUGCCAACACGGGCCUUCGCUUAAGAGUAUGUGUAAUAGAAUUCAUUGCCAGGUGUGAAAUUAUUUUUUCCUCUUUGAUAUUGACUUUAUUGUGAUCUUCAAAGGAAGAUGAUAACAGUAUCAUUUUCUCUUGCUAAAAACACUCAACUAAAGAAUUUUUGCUCAUGCACAACCUUUUAGUCGUAAUUGUUAAGUGUGGUUAUCAGGUGGUGUAAGAAAUAUUCGAACUGGUUUAUGUCUCUCAAGUCAUUCAAAAUCAUACUGAGUAAGAGUUUAUGUGGCUGAGAAAGGAUUUGUCGCCCAACUCUUGACUCUGGCAAAUGGUGAUGUUCAUGCAAACAGGAAAUCAGAUGGCAGAUAGUUGAUACAAAUAUCAAGAGACGAGACCUCUUAUAAGAAAUAGUUCGCUUUAGACUGAGGACAAGGACAAAAAUUGUUCGUGCUUCAACUCGCUUUUAUGCGCAUGCGAAGAUUUUUUGCCGAUAUAGAGAUGAAAAGCCCGUAGAUGAAGUCUAUGCAACAGCAAAUUCUUACGGAAUGUCCCUUCCCUUCGAGCCCUCGCUCAGCUGGGUCCUGACUGAUAAAAUUGGGAAGACCCUGGAAUCGAUAACCGGAGAGUGAAGCCGUUUCUUCACUACUUUUCUGAUCUAAAAUCUGAAAAUGAGUGUUCGAAAGUGAAAUUCACAGUUUCGAUAGCUGUCCACACGGGUGGUCCAGCCAAAAAUGCUAUGACUCAUUUCCUCGAAAAAGGCGUCGUUGUAUUACUUCAUCGAUUUCCUGUUUUCCUGAGAAUGUCACGCACUGAUAAUUUCUUCCUGUUUUCCGAGAAUGUCACGCUAAGAUAACAUUCAAACGCAUUUCCAUUUUUAAAACAUAGUUUGUAUAAAAAUUAUGAAGUCAUAAAAUAUUUUCCAUUAGCAGGUAAAGUGGUAUAGAGUUGGCGUUGUAUCAGAUCAGUUUUGCAAAACUGAUCCGGUACCGCCAGCUCCUAUACCACUCCAUCAUUUUCUCAUUCCUAAUGAAACAACUUACGGUUGAACGGCAAGUUUAUUGUUUCGAAAACAGCCAAUGACGAUGGCAAAAUCUUGGAGCUUUGCUGUGGGUGUGUAAAGUAGAUCCCUUCGCUUCUCACACUGCACGUAUUGACUUCAAGCUUGGUUUGAAUACGUAUCAUCGCAAGAAAAGUAUAGCAGAAGACGGUAAUGGCUGAGGCCAAUCUUAACGAAUCAGGUAAGGAUUUUUUUCGAGAUCACAAUGCGAAAAGUUAUCUUUUAACAAUGUGCACAAUGGAUAAAAUUCCCGGAAAACUGCUUCCAAAUUUGUUAGAAUAUUUUUUGCAAUUGGUACAACACAUGGAAAUUUCCGGGCCGUCAUCAAAGCCGCUCCUAGGCUGUUUCUGAGUGUAAAUUCCCGGUUAAGAAUGACUGAGCCGUUAGCAUUCCACUUUGAAGUAUUCAUUCGUGAAUAAUUCAGUGAUGGUAUUUUUCAUGUGCAGUUUAAUUAGGUCCGGCUCAUGAAAAGUUGACGUUUGAUUCAGGCCUAUCGUAACAAGACCGUGAUUACUUCAUCUUCUUCGGACUUGGAGAUAAUAAGUGAGCAAGCUGUAUGUUUUGCAGUAAAAAUUAGGACAUAGCGUGCAAGGAUGCAAGAGUCGUGAUCUGACCUACUUCGUGUGGAACGAAAUGGAUACAUAUGCGUUUUUUUAAAUGACGCUUCACUUCAAAUAGACGUCACACACCUGCUCGAUGUCGACUUCGUUAAAUGGCUAUUAAUAGUCGUUCACUGAGUACAGUACAAAAAGAUUCCAUGGAAAAUCAGUUCUAAAUCAACGGAGACGUGAUUAUACGUACGUUUAUAUUGGCGUCUAACACCCUGAAGACAGACGGAUUAAUAAAGUACAUUUCAUGUACGCGGGGGAAAAAAAGAAAGCCUUUCUAAGAGAUUGUUUCAUUGUUUAAUUGUUUACAUUUCACCUGCAUAUCAAGUGUUUGACGUAAUAAAUUUCUGCUCACACAGGGCGUGAAAUUGCGCCUAAUACAGGCGCCAAUGCGACUAAAUUUUUCACUUUGGCGACCAAAUCCUGAAAGUUAGUCGCCAAAUUGGCGACUACAACGUUUCAUCAUAACCUUCCCAAGAGAUAUAGUGAAUUAAAUAAAUUUGCAGAGAUAAAUCCGUGGCAAACUUCCUCGUUAAGUUUGUUUCCAAAACGUUGCACAUGCAUCUCGAUCGAUAACUAGACGCCAUCUUGGAUUUAGAUGAGCCUGAACGUUGUAUAUCAUACAUCCUAGUGUCUACUUUGUAGCACGUUAACGAUCUUUUCCCUAACUUAAUUUUGGAGGGUCUAUCUAGAACGCUGACAGCGUAAAGAAGAUUUUGUUUGUCUUUGGAAAUGGUGACCAUUUUUUUUUUAAUUGACUACCACUUUGAAGAAUUUAGGAGCCAAGUGGCUAUCAGAAAAAAAAGUUAAUUUCACGCCCUGUCACAAUAAGAAGUGUUUGGGGUCUUCCCCGUUUGUGUCUUUUUUUUUAUUUGUAAGAUCCAUUCCCAGCAAUGAACCAUAAAAACUGGAUAAUGAACACAGACCUCGCUCAACGUAGAGUCUCUGUGGCUCAGUGGAAGAGCAUCGGAGCAUGGAAUCCGAGGGUCUGAGGUUCGAUUCCUCAUGGGGAAUCCGAGUGUUUUCUUUAUUCCACGCUCGACACAAGGCGAAAAUAAUCUUUCUCUAUUUCUUUACCGAGCUCAAAACUUAACACCUCUCUUAUUUUAUUUACACUAUAGUCGUGCAUGUAGUUAGCCCAUUUACCCCGAAAAAAAAUUGUCUACUCAAGUAUGUUUCCUGAAUAAAAACAAAUUAUGCAAAUUACUCGCAGCAGUUUAAUUAAGUUCAGUUCCGUGACUUUUUGGCUAAUCAGACGUUUUAAAGAACAAAAACCUCUUAAGGAAGUUCAACCCCUCGCCUGCCAUUGGUCGAAAUUCAAAGGGUGUAGCGUAAAGGUUACUUCAGUGCUUUUGCUGUACGUGCAGACUUUUUGGACUGAAUCUGGGUGUAUAUCGUUAUCAGUAAGUUCAUCCAAACAAUGGCCGCAAAAGCAGGUGAGAAUCCUAACAUUUUCAAAGAUGCAUCAAUGUUGUUUGAUUGAAUUAACUGACCUGGAACUCUAAUAUAACUUUUUUCAACAAUCAAUGCAACAGUUGCACAGGAUCCCGCCAACUUUUUGGUGAAAGAUGUCGAAUGAAUGCGGAAAAGUAAUGUAAUGAAGCAAUACAUUAAAUCAUGUUCAGUUCGUUCGAAAAUAUUUGCUUUUAAGCCUCAAAGGUAGUAUAAAAGGGAAAAGAAAACCAGUCAAAACUGAUCUUACAUCGAGGUCUCUGCUUGAUUUCGGUGAAAAUACGCACUUUGUUCGAUGUUUGUUCUCGUCGAUAUCUCGUUUUGCCACCCCACAUCGUGUGCAUCAAUGCACACAAUACACACAACAAAAUUUUGAAUGAAUCUGCUCGAUCGUUUGGCCGCAGAUGAAGGAGACGAAAUGAAGACUUAAAAAGGCGUAUCUGCUCUUGAUGAUUACACAGCUACGUACUUUUCUGACAUUCUAAAUGAGAUGAUACUUUGAAAACACCUUCAUCAUUUGUUAUUGUUACGUAGCCUAAGGGUAUUAGGAUGGUGUUUUCCGUUUGAUGGAAAACCAGAUACCAGUACAUAAGGGACACUAGUUAUCCACUCUAAACCCACUGAUGAAGCAUGCAGUUUGAUAUCCUUCAACUGCUGUUGGUCGAGAGAUGGUAAUAUUAGCAUUAAGACCUUGCGCAAUCAAGCGAAGAGUCGUGCUGUCAGCAUAUUGAAGAGUAUAUUUGACCGUUCAGCUACCUUUCUCUACAUAGUAAUUAAAUGAACUUCCAUGGUUGAUCUUGAUCAAACAUUUGAAACCAAGCUUUUCUCCUCGCGUGAAAAUAUUUGCUGUUUAGCCACAAAGCUAGCGUAAAAGGGGAAAGAAAACCAGUCAAAACCGUUAUUGCAUGAGGUCUCUGCUUGAUUUCGGCGGAAAUACGCACUUUGUUCGAUGCUUGUUUUCAUCGAUAUCUCGUUUUGCCACCCACGUUGUGUGCAUCAAACAAGAUGUCGAAUGAAUUUGUUUGAUCGUUUAGCCAGGGGUUUACAGUUCAGUGGCCUCUAAAAUGCUGCUAGAUUAGGAACAGUUAAUUGACGCCCCCUCGGAUUGACACUCAGAGUAGUGUGCUGAGAGCUUUGUUAUGCUAAAUGGUCAACAAAUAGACAUCAGAUCUUGACACGACAUUUUCCCCAGGCUACAAAGAGGUACACUCGACUCCUUGAUUCUCAAAAUAUGUAAGCCAUGGCCGUGUUUGCAGAGCAAGAACAGUUCUGGUAUUUACAUUUUCCCCGAUAAUCUCAAAUACAAAGUGAUUAAAAGCCUCCGAUUUCAAUUUGCUUAUUAAUCUUUAGUUUUAAUGUUAUUUCGAUGAGCAUUUUCCGCACUGGUUUCAAGACUGCCUUUCUCUUAUAUCACGUACAUGAAGCAUAUCUCGUCAUUCUAAUGCUAUUUUCAUAAAUAAGGGAAACGUCGCAGAUGAAGGAGAUGAAAUGAACAGUUAAACAGAGGCGUAUCUACUACUGAUGAUUAAACAGCUACGUGCUUUGCGGACGUACUAAAUAACAUGAUACUUAAAAAACGCCUUUAUCAAUCGUUAUUAUUACGUAACCUAAGGGUAUUAGGAUGAUUUUUCCGUUUCAUGGAAAACCAAAUAUCAGUUACUAAGGGACACUAGUUAUCCACUCUAAAUCCACUGAUGAAGCAUGAGGGAUGAUAUCCUUCAACUGCUAUCGGUCGAGAGAUGGCGGUGUUAGCCUUAAUGAUAGUUGAGCUCGUAGAGAAAUGAAUUCCUCUGCAGCCGCGACUGAGAAGAAUUAACAAAUCGAAAGAGGUUUAGCGUGGUCUGUACUCUUAUCAACAACGAUAUUCAUCAUCAUAGUGGUCAAACUGUUAUCACAGUAUCGACGUCAAAUAAAACGAUUCUUUCAGUGCGUGACCAAGAUCGUGACAUGUUGACGCGAGCAGCAUAUCUGCACUCUUACCGACAACACCAAAUUGGCCAAUCAGAUUGUGACAUUAUUACCAAUUAUGGUAAAAUUAUCAUUAAAUAAUCAACGUGAAUGGCACUAUCUUGCAAGGCAAUCCCAGAAAUCGGGCAAACGAACCUUGUGAUCAUUAUUUCGGACAUCAACGUGCAAAAUACUCUAACAGUUUAAAGCACCCUGAUUAGCUUUUGGGAAAUUUUUACUUGGUUUUUUUUUAAAUGUCUAAUUUACAAUACAGGCUACUUAAGUAAUACAGAUAGAAACUUAAUCGGACAUUGACUAAGAAACUAGGAAAUUUUUAUUGCAAAUAUGUACGAAAUAACACUAAUGAUUACUAUAUGACGCAAUACAAUCUCAUGGAUUUUUUCCAAUUUUUUCUUCAGUUUCAGAGGCUGAUAAGGCUAGUGCGGCCAAAGCAUUCUUUAGUAGAAUCGUCACUCCCAUUAUUGAUCACUCGUCAGGAUUAGAUUUGUUGGACCCAUUAAUGGUGCAUCUUAUGGAAGAUGAGUCAAAAAGUGGACGUCACAUUGUGCCCGUAGAAUAUGUUCGAUCCUCCGUUUCCAGUACUCAAGACGUUAUAGAUGCAGUUAAAAGAGCUAAGAGGGAGAAGAAAGUCCUCCGUGUCGUUGGAUCGGAACACUCCGUAAACGCGGCCAUUUAUCCUAAAGAUGGCAUCACACUGGUACUGAAGGAUGACCUUCGAAAAGUAGAAAUACUGAAAGAAACCGAAGAAGAUGGCAAGAAAUGGUUGUACUGUUGUAUCGGAGGAGGCUGCUAUCUUGGCAAGGAUCCCUUAGACCCUCAUUCAACCUUCCAGAAUUCAGCUUGCUAUCAAGUGGCAGUCCAGGGGUAUGGCUUUCCUGAGCUGGGAGGAAUCAUCCAGCAGUCCGUUGGUGGCUUUAUCAUGACUGGCUCUGCAGGCGGAAGCUUAAAGCAUGGCUUUGCUGAUGUCAUCCAAGAGAUCGAGUUUGUAGACGGCAAUGCACAAGUUCGAACGGCCAAACCUAAAACUGAUCUUUGGUGCGCAGUAGGUGUUUCCAUGGGGCUGUUUGGUGUCAUUACCCGAGUAACAUUCCGUCUUCCACCGAUGCAGUUUAUCAAAGGGUCAGAGUCCAACCACAAGUUUGCUGACCCCAUGCUUGGACCCAACAACAAGGGGCAGAGCAAGCUCAAGGAAAGUCUUGAAGAAAACGAAUACAUGCGAGUAAACUGGUUUCCACAAAAGGAAGUGAUGCGUGUUCAGGAAUGGGUUGGUCAACAAUCCUUCGAAAAGAAAGAUAUUGUACCAUACAACUCCAUUUUGUCCAACAUAUUAGCAGCUGGUAUGGCAGCCAUCGCACUGUCCAUCUGCAAUUUCAUCCUGCAAAAGAAAGAUCCAACAGCGCUGGACUACGACAUCAUUGGCUUGAUAUUGUGUCAAUUUGUCCCCCUGAACGACAAACCGACCAAGUUCUACGACAUGUGGUAUCAUGCUCUGCCUAUGGACAACGAAGCCCAUGUGGACACCAUCAUUAGGGUGGACUUCACAGAGAUCUGGGUUCCAAUCAGCCAAUGUCAAACCGUGAUGGACAAGCUCCAAAAGCUGUUCUCUGAGAAUCAAAAAGCGGCCAACAACUUUGCCACUGAGAUCUAUGGCGCUAAGAGCUCUCCAUUCUGGCUGAGCAUGUCAUACCAACAAGACAUGGUGCGAGUCGAUCCCUACUGGUGGGCCUACAACAAGGGCGACGCUAGGACGUUCUUCUCGUACUUCUGGGAUAUUCUGCUGGAAAUCCCUGGAACUCGCCUGCACUGGGGCAAGUACCUUCCACUGCCUGGUCAAAAGUGUGGAAACACCACAUUCAACGCAGAUUAUCUGAAGAGUGUUUACCCUAAGAUGGAUGAUUGGUUAAAGCUGCGAGAACAACAUGACCCCGACCAAGUGUUCAUGACCGAUUAUUGGCGUGGUAUCCUCGGCAUAAAACCCAAGACUCAAUAGAGUGUCAUUUGAAAAACUGGUAGAAAUGCAAAUGAUCUGGACCCAUUGGAAACUUUAGUUUUUUGUGACUGUAGACUUGACGAGAACAUGAACUUUGAGGUGCUUUAGAUAAAAACUGCAAUCGUUUGCAGCGUAAUUACCUGAGAGUAUAAGUAACCAAACACUGAUCAAGAUUUAUUCAGACAUACUAUUCUUGUACUUCCAGGCG
Molecule: messenger RNA, 8523 nt
Organism: Pocillopora meandrina
Lineage: Eukaryota; Metazoa; Cnidaria; Anthozoa; Scleractinia; Pocilloporidae
Source: the annotation of a GenBank genome assembly